AAUCUCUCUCCUUCUCCCUCCCGCCGGCAAUUUUGUCUCUUUAUCCUUCACCACUCUACCGGAAUCUCUCUCUGCACAAUGCCUUUGCAUCGUAUAUAUACUAGUCCACUUUAUGCUCUUCCCAUAGAGCAAUACUUGAUCAUCGACGACGAUCAUGACGUUAUACUUUGUAUUAGUCAUCAUCUUUUGUUUGUUUUCUCUUCUGGUUCAAAUUCAAUCGUCUACAAUCGGAGUUAGCUACAUCUCUCGUCUCCUACACACUCAGGACCGAGAGAGAACUUCGCCUUCCGUUCAGGUAGCCGCUGUUCGUAGCCUUGUCAAUCGCCUUAUCCCCUCCCAUUCAUCCACCUUCGAUUUUCAAAUAAUCUCUAAGGAGCAAUGCGGGGGAGAAUCUUGUUUUAUACUCACUAAUCAUCCUUCCUUCAAUGGUUAUGGCACUCCAGAGAUUUUAAUCAGUGGCUUCACUGGGGUUGAGCUAGGGGCUGGUCUACAUUGGUACUUGAAGAAUUGGUGUGGGUUGCAUAUAUCAUGGGAUAAAACUGGGGGAGUUCAACUAUCUACUGUACCUAAAUCAGGCUCUCUUCCACGUCUUGAUCAUAAUGGAAUCUUAGUCCAGAGACCUGUACCGUGGAACUAUUACCAGAAUGCUGUUACAUCUAGCUAUACUUUUGUUUGGUGGGAUUGGGAAAGAUGGCAAAAGGAGAUUGAUUGGAUGGUUCUCCAGGGUGUCAAUUUGCCACUUGCUUUCACGGGUCAAGAGGCAAUUUGGCAAAAAGUAUUCCGGUCUUUUAAUAUUAGCAAUUCAGAUCUCAAUGAUUUCUUCGGAGGCCCUGCUUUUCUUGCAUGGUCUAGGAUGGGAAAUCUGCAUGGAUGGGGAGGGCCUCUUGCUCAAAGCUGGUUAGACCAACAACUAAUUCUGCAGAAGAAAAUUCUUACCAGAAUGCAUGAAUUUGGGAUGACUCCAGUGCUUCCAGCUUUUUCUGGAAAUGUCCCUGCCGCAUUGAAGAUCAGGUUCCCAUCUGCAAAGAUUACACAUCUCGGAAAUUGGUUUACUGUUCGGAGUGAUCCUAGAUGGUGUUGCACUUAUCUUCUUGAUGCGACGGAUCCACUGUUUACUGAAAUUGGCGAAGCAUUUGUUAAGCAACAACGAAAAGAAUAUGGGAUGACUAGCCACAUUUAUAAUUGUGACACUUUUGAUGAGAACACACCGCCAAUUGAUGAUCCCGACUACAUAUCUUCAUUGGGAGCUGCAAUUUUUAAAGGAAUGCAAAAUGGGGAUAAGGAUGCAGUCUGGUUAAUGCAGGGAUGGCUUUUCUCCUAUGAUCCUUUCUGGAGACCACCACAAAUGAAGGCACUUCUCCAUUCUGUUCCCUUGGGAAGGAUGGUUGUCCUUGACCUCUUUGCUGAAGUGAAACCCAUAUGGAUUACUUCAGAGCAGUUCUACGGAAUUCCUUACAUCUGGUGUAUGCUACACAAUUUUGCUGGAAACAGCGAGAUGUAUGGGGUCUUAGAUGCUGUAGGGUCUGGACCUGUCGAAGCUCGUACAAGUGAAAACUCAACAAUGGUUGGUGUCGGAAUGUCAAUGGAGGGCAUUGAACAAAAUCCCAUAGUUUAUGAUCUUAUGGCUGAAAUGGCUUUUCGACAUGACAAAGUUGACGUGAAGACAUGGAUUGAUAAAUACUCCAUUAGAAGGUAUGGGAAGUUGGUUUCAUCAAUGCAAGAUGCAUGGAAUAUACUAUAUCACUCGAUAUACAACUGCACAGAUGGUUCCCCCAACAAGAACAGAGAUACGAUCGUGGCAUUCCCAGAUGUUGAUCCCCAUUUGAUCGUUGUGACAAAAGCACACUCAGGAGGAAUAAAGCAAGCCAACACGAAAUGGGCUUCCCUCGAAGAAGAAACCGACGACUCCUAUGAUAAACCUCACCUGUGGUACGAAACUUCAGAGGUUAUAAAGGCUUUGCAACUAUUCCUUACAAGUGGAGAUGAACUCUCUGGUAGUAAUACAUACAGAUAUGACCUUAUUGAUCUGACAAGACAAGUAUUAUCAAAACAUGCAAACCAACUGUUCUUAAAGAUUAUAAAAGCUUAUCAGUCAAAUGAUAAGGGUGGGGUGGAUAAGCUGAGUAGAUCAUUCCUAGAGCUCAUAGAAGAUACAGAUGCACUCUUAGCAUGCCAUGAGGGCUUCCUUCUAGGACCUUGGCUCGAGAGUGCAAAGAAACUGGGGUUAAACGAUGAACAGAGACGACAGUAUGAAUGGAAUGCUAGGACUCAAAUAACAAUGUGGUUCGACAACACAGAUGAGAAAGCGAGCCUACUUCGCGAUUAUGCGAACAAGUAUUGGAGUGGGCUUUUAAGAGGUUAUUAUGGUCCAAGAGCAACCAUCUAUUUCAAACAUCUAAUCCAGAGUUUAGAGAAAGGAGAAAAAUUUCCAUUGAAAGCAUGGAGGAUGGAAUGGAUUGCACUGACCAAUAACUGGCAAUUAGGACAGGAUCUGUUUCCUACUAGACCCAUUGCAGCAGAUCAUGCCCUCAACAUUUCCAGGUGGAUUUAUGACAAAUAUUUUCAACCUUAUUCUGAUCAUGCAUAUAUAUGAUUUGCAAAAACAAACUCGACCAAGGUGGACCGGUGAAAAGAGUCAACCUAUGAGACCAUAAAAGUCACGGAUUUGAAAUAUCUGUAUCUCCCAUUAUUGAUCUUCUUCUAGCAGCUUGGGUUAAUGUAAUAAUAAAAGAUUACUGUA
Impatiens glandulifera is the source of this 2740-nucleotide messenger RNA. RefSeq names its product alpha-N-acetylglucosaminidase-like. The transcript has 18 exons. NCBI's taxonomy places the organism in Eukaryota, Viridiplantae, Streptophyta, Magnoliopsida, Ericales, Balsaminaceae. The record is from RefSeq and is a predicted model, not a curated record. The coding region runs from base 155 to 2593 and encodes 812 amino acids.